Molecule: messenger RNA, 699 nt
Organism: Sporothrix schenckii 1099-18
Lineage: Eukaryota; Fungi; Ascomycota; Sordariomycetes; Ophiostomatales; Ophiostomataceae
Exons: 2
Coding region: 1-699 (232 amino acids)
Source: RefSeq, a predicted model, not a curated record
AUGUCUUCUUCGUCUCAAACUCCGGCUGUUGCUGGCAGUUCAGGCGCUGAGGAACUGCCUGACAGUGGCAGCAAGGCCCCAGACAGGACAACAGAAGAGGGGGCAGUCAACGUCGAUACACAAGAGGCCACGACGGCUGAAGAGGAAAAGCCACAGCUUCCACCACUUACGCCGGCACAGUUCCGCGAGUACAACCGGAUGGCCGAGCAUAUGGACCACUUUCACAACCAUUUCCGCCAGGUUUGGAACACGAUAUACGAUGCGUGCGAGAAACGGAAACGGCCGGCGGGGAUGUCAAUACGGCAGUUCCUAGACGAGGGCCUGCAGUUUAUCAACUUCCUGACCACCCACCACUCGAUCGAAGAGUCGUAUGUUUUCCCGAUGCUUGCCAAGCGCAUGCCCGAGUUCCAGCCUCCGACAAAGAAGAAGCCAGGCGCGGCAGCCAGCAAUGGCAACGCGAAGGCCGCCCUGCUGAUCCAGCAGCACCGGGAAAUCCAUGCGGGCAUGGAUGCCUUUGAGGACUACGUGCGCCGGUGCAAAAGCGGAGAGACGGAGCUAGAGAUGACGGUGCUCAAGGCGCAGAUGGACUCUUGGGGUAAAGUGCUCUGGCAACAUCUCGACGAGGAGGUUGCGGCGCUCGGUGCCGAGAAUAUGCGCAAGUACUGGUCCCUCGAAGACAUGCGGCGGAUGCGGAUGUAA